Molecule: messenger RNA, 965 nt
Organism: Anneissia japonica
Lineage: Eukaryota; Metazoa; Echinodermata; Crinoidea; Comatulida; Comatulidae
Product: calcium-responsive transcription factor-like
Exons: 4
Coding region: 7-612 (201 amino acids)
Molecular function (GO): DNA-binding transcription factor activity
Source: RefSeq, a predicted model, not a curated record
CCCUUUAUGGUGACAUCGACUUACACUUUAGGGUGUAUGUAUGGUCGAAACAAACAUAAAGGAACAACAGAAAGGGAAGAUGAAAAGAAAGAAAAUGAACUCAAGGGAGACCAUCCAACAGGAAAGAGGUGGAGGAAAAGAAUACAGAGCUCGAAGAAAAAAGGAUGCCCAGCUACCCUUACAGUGAAGGAAGUCGUUAGGUUCCCACAAUUUAAGGUAGACACACAUAGCAAGUUUGCGUGUGUCGAAAGGAGCAAGGAUCUGAGGAAGGCUAUUCAAAACGGAGAACAUCUUGAGGCUGAAAGACGUUUUUAUAUAUCUUUCCCAUCAGAUGAAGCUCAUAACAACAUCCACCAGACUGGCACGCUUACUGGGUUUCUCAACCCAAUAAAUAAAGAUGUUAAAGAGAAAAUUCAUGAGUUGGUGGGACAUGGUGUGCAAAAUGUGCAGGAAAUGAAGCGACACCUGAAGAUAUAUGUAGAGACGGUUCUAUUCCCUGACCCUCAAACCCGGCCAGCGACAACACAUGCAGGUUUCUAUCCCCAUGAGCAGACAUUGAGGAACCACAUGUAUGUUGCAGUUAUGGCACUCAGGUAUGAGCCAAUUUUGUGAUAUUAAUAAUAGUAGUAGUGAAUAUAUAUAAUAUUAUGUAAUUAACAUCUGGUAAUGAUGUGCAGUAGUUAGACAAAGUAAAAUUUACAUUAUCACUAUCACAAACUUCAAAUUCACAUAGUCAUAAGUUUCACUCUUGUCAUUUCACCCAAAAAAUAGUAUUUUUAUUAAUAAUCUUAAUCCAUGUUGACAUUGGUGAACAUUUUUUGGUUAUUUAAAAUUACUUCAAUUAUAAAUUAGUAGAAUUUGUCAUAAUACUAAAAGAAGAUCCAACAUUUGUGUUAAAAAGUUGUGUGUACAGCAUAAUUAAACCAUUCAUAAAGUUUUGUAAGGGUUUCAUGAUAAAAAACAUG